GUGCCAGCUCCACCUAGAACUGUGGCCACAGCAGGGAGAGGAGCAGACAGAUCCAGAAGCCUGGGAAGGAAGCAGGAUGGCAGCAGGGGCAGCGGUUGGAGCCUGGGUGCUGGUCCUCAGUCUAUGGGGGGCAGUAGUAAGCAGUCAAAACAUCACAGCCCGGAUUGGGGAGCCACUGGUGCUGAACUGCAAAGGGGCUCCCAAGAAACCACCCCAGCAGCUGGAAUGGAAACUGAACACAGGCCGGACAGAAGCAUGGAAGGUAUUGUCCCCUCAGGGAGGCCCCUGGGAUAGCGUGGCUCGUGUCCUCCCCAACGGCUCCCUCCUUCUUCCGGCUGUUGGGAUCCACGAUGAGGGGACUUUCCGGUGCCGGGCAAUGAGCAGGAAUGGAAAGGAGGCCAAGUCCAACUACCGAGUCCGAGUCUACCAGAUUCCUGGGAAGCCAGAAAUUAUAGAUCCUGCCUUUGAACUCGUGGCUGGUGUCCCCAAUAAGGUAGUGGUAAGCAGGAGAUAUCAAAAGUGGUCCUGCAAACAGAAGGGGAGCAUGGGUGUGGGGACAUGUGUGUCCGAGGGAGGCUAUCCUGCAGGGACUCUAAGCUGGCACUUGGAUGGGAAACCCCUGGUACCUGAUGGGAAAGGGGUGUCUGUGAAGGAAGAGACCAGGAGACACCCUGAGACAGGGCUCUUCACACUGCAGUCAGAGCUGAUGGUGACCCCAGCCAGGGGAGGAGCUCCCCACCCCACCUUCUCUUGUAGCUUCAGCCCAAGCUUCCCCCGGCGCCGGGCCUUGCACACAGCCCCGGUCCAGCCCAGUGUCUGGGAGCCUGUGCCUCUGGAGGACGUCCGAUUGGUGGUAGAGCCAGAAGGUGGAGCAGUGACUCCUGGUGGGACCGUAACCAUGACCUGCGAAUCUCCUGCCCAGCCUCCUCCUCAGAUCCACUGGAUGAAGGACGGCAUGCCCCUGCCUCUGCCCCCUAGCCCAGUGCUGAUCCUCCCUGAGGUGGGACCUCAAGACCAGGGAAUCUACAGUUGUGUGGCCACUCAUCCCAGUCACAGACCCCAGGAAAGCCCUGCUGUCAGCAUCAGCAUCAUCGAAACAGGAGAGGCGGGGCCAACAGCAGGCUCUGUGGGAGGGUCAGGGCUGGGAACUCUAGCCCUGGCCCUGGGGAUCUUGGGAGGCCUGGGGACAGUUGCCCUGAUCAUUGGGGUCAUCAUGUGGCGAAAGCGGCGACGUCCAGGAGAGGAGAGGAAGGUCCCAGAAAAUCAGGAGGAGGAGGAGGAGUGUGCAGAGCUGAAUCAGUCAGAGGAGCCUGAGGCAGGCGAGAGCGGUACAGGAGGGCCUUGAGGGGCCCACAGACAGACCCCAUCCAUCAAGCUCCCAUUUUUUCCCCAUUGAACUGUUCUGGCCCCAGACCAGCUCUCCCCUGUACAAUCUCUAGGCCACCUCACCAAACUUUCUUCAUAACCAGAGCCCCUCACAGAGUGAUGAGUAAACACCUGACAUAUCUUG
Carlito syrichta (Philippine tarsier) is the source of this 1510-nucleotide messenger RNA. RefSeq names its product advanced glycosylation end-product specific receptor (gene AGER). The transcript has 11 exons. Gene Ontology annotation, molecular function: signaling receptor activity. The record is from RefSeq and is a predicted model, not a curated record. NCBI's taxonomy places the organism in Eukaryota, Metazoa, Chordata, Mammalia, Primates, Tarsiidae. The coding region runs from base 77 to 1345 and encodes 422 amino acids. Gene Ontology annotation, cellular component: plasma membrane. Gene Ontology annotation, biological process: regulation of inflammatory response; regulation of p38MAPK cascade.